AUGACAAGUAUCGGUUUGCCCCCGUUGAGGCUACGGCAUGACACUGGGUCGAGGUGCCGUCUGGAUGCUUAUAAAUAUAACGGAUCGGAGUUUGUAGAAGAUACGGCAAUGUCUUCCACGUUUGACGAGGAGCCGAGGAGACAACCCGAAGGAUGGCCACCCACCCAUCAUGAGUCACUCCAACACAUGCCAGUCCACACUCCAAUGCAGGUGAACGGUCGUUGUAGUGAGAGCAGCGGAUCCCCACUGUACCCGCAUCCACUUGCCGCAACGGGAAGGUGGCUCCAUCAUCCGGUUCCCGGUUUCCCUCAAAUCCCUCAACCGCCUUCACCGUUCUUUCAUCAUCUUCCCACAUCGCAAGCACCGCCACCAUUCGCUUUCAUCCACGAAGAAGCGAACAAGAAAGUGGCCGAGUGGCAUGCAGCGAAUAACAAUUCGACUCUUGGACAACAAAUUUGGCAGAAACAAGCGAGAGAAUUGGAAGAGCAACGAAAGAAAUCGAUUGAGAAUGGAAAGAAAUCGCCACCGGCCUAUCUGAUUGAGACGAUACCCCUUCCCACUCAAGUCUCACCACCAGCCAAUAAGGCGGAUCUCAUUGCGCCAAAGGCGAUUCAUGGCGAUACCAGACGUCUCUUGGAGCCAAGCUCUUCUCUUAGUCCCGAAGAGACUAAAUCAAACGGCCAACCGAGUUUCGCGGGAAGUCACUCGGCUACGGACAGUGAUGAAGAUGGACAUAGAAUGGAGGUCGAUCCACCAAAUGGAGCCACGAGUCCUCAGAGACCUACUGGUACAAGGGAAGAGCCGACUCUGGCCAGUCAGACCUUACCCUUCUUGGCAUUGCCUCCUCUACCGCCAAGGCCUGCCAGCUGUAAUCCAAAGGUCUCCACCUCGCUCCCAAAACGCGACGAGCCAGUCGACUCAAAUGCGAACAAGCAGCUCGAGUCUCGAGAAGAUGAUCCAUCAAGCCUUCUCCUGAACUUCUCCAAUCAAUCGUUUAUCAAUCGAGCGGCGAUUCUCGGAAAUCUUGGACUCCCGACGGGUGAUGGGGAAUCUCUGAUGACUCCAAUUCCAUCGGCUUUGGAUCAAAUUCGGGCAUUCACCGAGAAUCCGGCGCUUCUGCCGGACUCGCCAACGUUGGCUAAUGCUUUGGGUGCUGUUUCACAGGUCAUCAACAUGAGCUCCCCGGAAAAAGCCGACGAUCCCAGCAAACCGGCAGGUUCUGCACGAUCUCGUAGCAGCAAGCAAAAGGUCUACAAGUGCAAACAAUGCCCACAUACCGACACAAAUAAGGACGAUCACUGGGCUCACGCGCGAACUCACAUUCCAGCGGACAAGCAAAUGAACUGCCCACAGUGCAUGUUCGUCACCGAAUACAAGCAUCACUUGGAAUACCACAUCCGAAAUCACAUCGGCUCGAAGCCUUUCCGUUGUGAGAAGUGCGCCUACAUGUGCGUAAACAAGAGCAUGCUCAAUUCGCAUAUGAAAAGUCACAACAAUGUGUAUCAGUUCCGUUGCGCUGAUUGCACAUAUGCGACAAAGUAUUGCCAUAGCCUAAAGCAGCACUUGAAGAAGUAUGGACACCGGAAGAGAUCUGAUGAAGGAGAUCACAGCCAAACGCCACAGUCAAUCGGCUCCGUGGACUCGGCCUUCCAACGCUUGACGGAGAGUGUCGGAUUGAACAUUGGAGGACCGUUGGAGUUGAAGCCACCACUCCCACCGACAACUCUUGCUCAAAGCCUCGGAUUGGGCUCUCCAUUCUCGCCACCACACGGAUUGAACUAUCCCGGCUCGCAGCCAGGACCCCUAAAUCUGCUCCUUCGUCAGAAUCCGCUCCAACUCGAUCAGUUGCCCGGUCUCUUGCCAGGACUUCCACCACCAAAUGUUCCCCUUAAGUGUACUGUUUGCGAGUUCUCCACCGGCUCUCAGGAAGACAUGAUUCGUCACAAUAUGACCCAUCUCAACUUGAACUUGUUGGCGCAAGUGAGUCAAUCGAAUUCGGUACCAUUGCCGCCGUUCUUGUCGAGUCUUCAACUUCCACCACUUCCACCACUCCAUCCACCAAAUAGUCACGAUAGUGGGAUUGAUGUGGUUAAAGAGGAGAGUGACGGUCAUGAGAUGACUCCAGAGCAUGAAAUCGGAGAAUCUUCUGGAUGUUCUUCAAGCCCGAUGGGAUCAAGUGGCGAAGAAGAAGGAAGAGAUGGAGAAGGGAAGAGGAAGAGAAAAAUGAGGAAACUCGAAGAGAUCUCUGCACGAUUGAGUCAAGGAAAGAGCCCGUCACAGAGAAGUGACGACUCGUCAGCACAAGACAACAACAAUGACGAUGAUGCUCUUGUCGCUGAACCGAGCUCUUCACCAUCGGAUGUUCAUGUGGACUCUCUUCAACGAACUCCACCUGCUAUUGCUCACCCAAUGCCAACUCUCCCCAAUGUGGAAGGUCCUCUCUCUAUCUAUCAACAAGCACUUCUUGCUCACAUUAGCUCAAUGCAGAUGAAGCGCGAUGAAGAGAAUCAAGCUUUCCGUUUCAUGUGCCCACACUGCAAGAUGGCUUUCGCGGAUCAAUCCCUCUACCACAUUCACAUGGGCUACCACGGCUACGAGCACGUGUUCCAAUGUCAGCGUUGCGGUCACCACGCUCACGAUCCACUCAAUUUCAAUCUCCACCUUCUGCAAGCAUCUCAUCAA
This is a messenger RNA of Mesorhabditis belari, 2682 nucleotides long. Lineage: Eukaryota; Metazoa; Nematoda; Chromadorea; Rhabditida; Rhabditidae. The record is from the annotation of a GenBank genome assembly.